AUGGAGACAACGUUAAGGUUAUCCCUCUGCGAACACGAGAACAGAGACUGCACACUCUGCUACUCGGCCGGCAAGAUCCGAAUGGCAACCGCCGUGCCAGCGGCACGUGAAGGACCCGAUUCUAGCUGCAUCUUUUGGGGUCGAGCCUCGCCCUUCAUGGCGGCCGCCACCGGAACGUCGAACGAUCCCAAUCCCUCGACGCCAUACCGAGGCGUCAUGCUGCUACCGGACGGCCACUGGGGCGCGCAGAUCUACGCUCGCGGGCAUCGAGUCUGGCUCGGGAGAUUCGAGUCGGAGAUCGCGGCGGCCGGGGCUUUCGACAGCGCGGCCGUCAAGCUCCAUCAUGGCGACUACUCCCACCGCAAUCUCCCCGCCACCCGGCACGCCGCCCAUGAACGCAGGUUCCAGGAGACGUUCAGCAUCGAUGAUGUGCUCGACAUGAUUAGGGACGGAUCAUAUUGUUCACGAUUGGAGGAGUACACCAGGCUGCACGCAGCGCCAAUCCGUGACCUCCCUCAUGCUCGUACGACCGGCAACGUGACGUUCCUGGAGAUGUUCGUAAAGGAACUGACGCCCAGCGACGUCGGGAAGCUCAACAGAUUGGUCAUUCCGAAGAAGCACGCGACGCAGUAUUUCCCGCCGGUGGUUGCGGAGACGGCCGACGAGGUUCGGGUCGAGUUCGUGGACCGCGAGGACCGCCCAUGGACGUUCCGAUACUGCUACUGGAAGAGUAGCCAGAGCUAUGUCUUCACCAAGGGCUGGAAUAAGUUCGUGAAGGAGAAGAGGCUUCAGGCGAAGGACACGGUGGCCUUCUAUCGGUGCGAGGAGAGUGACGGACACCGGAGAACGUAUUGCAUGAUCGACAUCAUCCGGCACAACAGUGGCGGCGAUCGCAGCGGCGGUUCUAGUCGGAGCACGAGCGGGGUGAUCGGACUGGGGCUCGGUUUCAAGAGGAAGAAGAUGGAGAACGGAGACGAGGAAGACCAUUGUAGCUGUGGUUUUAGCAGGAGAAAAAGUCGGGUGAUGGGCGUUGGCCUGGAUCUCAGUUUAGAGAGAGUGACAGAGACCAAAGACGACGAAGGAGGUGUAGUGACAGGAUCAGCGGCGCCUCGGAAAUCGUCGGAGACGCAGGACAAGAAGAAGGGACUGAAACUGUUCGGUGUCUGGAUCGCUGAUGAGAAUGAUAGGAGAGGAUAG
This is a messenger RNA of Musa acuminata AAA Group (dessert banana), 1197 nucleotides long. Its product is annotated as AP2/ERF and B3 domain-containing transcription factor At1g50680-like. NCBI's taxonomy places the organism in Eukaryota, Viridiplantae, Streptophyta, Magnoliopsida, Zingiberales, Musaceae. Gene Ontology annotation, molecular function: DNA binding; DNA-binding transcription factor activity. The coding region runs from base 1 to 1197 and encodes 398 amino acids. The record is from RefSeq and is a predicted model, not a curated record. Gene Ontology annotation, biological process: regulation of DNA-templated transcription. The transcript has 2 exons.